ACCGCCUUUUAUCGAUGAUUUUGCCGAUCACCGACUUUUGAACUGGUGAAGUGUGGAGUGGAGUGAAAGAUCAUAAAUUUGAAGAGCAGGAUAUGGGAUACAUGCAAACUCUCAUUCUUUAAAUUUCAAACUUCACUUUGCCAAAGGUGUCUACUUGCGACAAACUUCACCAUCUCCUUUCCCCAAAUAAGCUUAGGGACUUCUCAGAUAUGAAGGCAUAAUCUAUCUUCUAUUCAUAGUUUCUGAUGGACGGACUAUCUGGAAACAUCAUUCGAAUCUAAAGACCACGUCAUGCUAGAGAACCUUCUAACAUUGGCCACAAUAAUUUCUACCAUAUUUACAGUUAUCCUCUUCUUAAUACCGAAACGAUAUAUCAAACAUUCACCCCCAAUGGCUACUCGAAACGGUGAAAAUGUCGAGCCUAAGAUUUCAGUUCAGGUUUUGGUUUUGGGAGACAUUGGACGAAGUCCUCGGAUGCAAUAUCAUGCUAUGAGUAUAGCAAAACAUGGUGGAAGAGUCGACCUGAUUGGAUAUCAAGGUAUGCAAGCUUGGUAAUGAGUUUCAUUGCAAACUGUGCUAACCAUUGUGCAGAGUCCGAGCUACCUUCUGGCUUGACUGAUAAUCCUCUGAUCACAAUUGUACCUUUACCUUUACCACCAACCAUCUUACGAGAUGGCAGUAUGCCCUUCUUCCUCGCCGGCCCUUGCAAGGUCUUAUGGCAGAUAUGGACUUUGUUUGUAGCUUUAUGUUAUACUACAAAACCAGCAAGAUGGCUUCUAGUUCAGGUAGGGUGCCCGACUCCCUCGUCCACUGCUUGUCUAACAUUCAUAGAACCCUCCUUCAAUUCCUACCUUUUUUGUCGCAUACCUCGUUUGCAUUGUACGAAAUACUCAUUUAAUAAUUGAUUGGCAUAAUUACGGAUGGACUAUACUUGCAGGAACCAGAGGCUCUAAACACAUCUUCGUUCGACUUUACAAAUGGUAUGAAGCUUUCUUGGGAUCAUGGGCACCAACAGUUUCAUUCACAGUUUCGAAAGCCAUGGAGCGCCAAUUACGCGAUAGUCCAUAUAAGAUAAAGUCACCCAUAUUCACUCUUCACGAUCGACCUGCAUCCAUUUUCCAACCUAUCACCGAUCAAGAAAAACGGCGUGCUUUCCUUCAACGAUUACCUGAAACGAAAGACCAUGUUGAUUCUAUCAUGAGCGGAGAUUUACGAUUGCUAGUUAGCAGUACAUCGUGGACACCUGAUGAGGAUUUUAACCUUCUACUGGAUGCGCUUGUUAAAUAUGGACCAUUUGCUGAAUUUGAUUGUCCACCAAUUCUUGCCAUCAUUACAGGAAAAGGACCACAGAAACAGAUGUAUCUUGACCGAAUUGCAGAGCUCACCGAAAGUUAUGAUCUAGUUAAUGUUACGAUCAAAACCGCAUGGCUUGGCAUUGAAGAUUAUGCCUCGCUACUUGCAUGUGCAGAUCUGGGAGUAUGUUUACACAAGAGUAGUAGUGGUGUAGAUUUACCCAUGAAGGUGGUAGAUAUGUUUGGAGCGGGAUUACCAGUAGUUGGAUAUGAUCAAUACUUUAGUUGGCCUGAAUUGGUCAAGGAAGGCAUUAAUGGAUGGGGAUUUACAACAGCGGAUGAUCUUGCAGAUAUUUUGGAGGAAGUCUUUAAGGAUACAAGUGGCAAGGAGUUAGCGAGGUUAAAGAAGGGGGCUAUAGAAGAGGGAAGAAAGAGAUGGGAUGAAGAAUGGGAUGGGGUUGCAGGAAGACUUUUAGGAUUGAUUGAUUAAACAAAGGUGGACGAUAGAGUUGUAAAUAAUGUGCAAAAUAUUAGAUUAUAGACAAUAUCAUC
Molecule: messenger RNA, 1844 nt
Organism: Sclerotinia trifoliorum
Lineage: Eukaryota; Fungi; Ascomycota; Leotiomycetes; Helotiales; Sclerotiniaceae
Source: the annotation of a GenBank genome assembly